AUUGAUGGGUGUAGGGCGGUGUGGCGAAUGAUGAGAUGAGGAAUCGAUAGAUCGAAUCUGUAUAAUAAUCAAAUAAUCUCUGCAAUGUCGUCGACCUCUUUGCAAACGAUUGGUGCCAUAAAGGCUUAUCAUCAUCAAGCUCAGCAUUUGGUUAACAACUACCUCUUGGCUGAUCCUUUUAUUCCUUACACCUCUGUUCUCACCGGCAUUUUCCUCUGCAAAGUGGUCUAUGAUCUUUGUCACUUCAUAAGCAACUCACAUUCCAAGACCUAUAUCAUCCUCACCAAGAUUCAACAAAUCGAAUGGAACAACCGUGGUAUCUCAACGGUUCAUGCUAUCUUUAUCUCCGCAAUGUCGCUCUACUUUGUCUUCUGGUCCGAUCUCUUUUCCGAUAGGUGGCACAAUGAUCUUGUUGUGUUCCGGAGCUCACGUCUUUCCUCUCUUGGUCUAGGGUUAUCCAUUGGUUACUUUAUUGCUGAUCUUGGGAUGAUUUUCUGGAAAUAUCCUUCUUUGGGUGGACUUGAGUAUAUUGUGCAUCACUCGCUAUCAGGGGUAGCAGUUGCCUACUCCUUGUUUUCUGGGGAAGGACAGUUGUAUACAUACAUGGUCCUCAUCUCCGAGAUUACAACCCCCGAGAUCAACUUGAGAUGGUACCUGGACACAGCUGGUAUGAAGAAGUCGAUGGCAUAUGUUGUCAAUGGCGUUUUCAUCUUCCUGGCUUGGCUGGUUGCUAGAAUCCUACUAUUCAUAUACAUGUUUUAUCAUGUCUAUCUGCACUAUAACCAGGUCAUGAGGAUGCACAUCUUUGGAUACGCUCUGGUAUUUGGAGUACCAGCUGCGCUCGGUGUCAUGAACUUGAUAUGGUUCGGUAAGAUUGUGAGAGGAGUAAAGAAAACAUUAGCAAAGAGAUGUGAAUGCUGAGAGAUUGGCGAGUCUACCUCACAAUGUUUUAUCAGAUAUCAUCUUUACUGCUUCUUUCUCCCCUCUGACAUAUAUGUCUGUCUCUCUAGUGUAAGUAGUUUUUGUCUGAUGGAGAAACGAGAAGAAACAAAAACAAAAAUGAUACUAUCAUCAGACGUCUCUGUAAAUGAUCAAAAUUCAUGUCAAAUUAUGUUUUUCAUUACAAGAUGUAACUCUGUUUUCAUUCUAAUAGUUUU
Molecule: messenger RNA, 1157 nt
Organism: Brassica napus (rape)
Lineage: Eukaryota; Viridiplantae; Streptophyta; Magnoliopsida; Brassicales; Brassicaceae
Product: TLC domain-containing protein 4-B
Exons: 8
Coding region: 85-921 (278 amino acids)
Biological process (GO): lipid homeostasis
Cellular component (GO): membrane; endoplasmic reticulum
Source: RefSeq, a predicted model, not a curated record